UCAGAAAAAUAUUUUAAUAAAAAUUUUUUCUAGAAGGACAUUGUGAAACGAGACAUGGCGGUCAGCUCAUUAGMAACACAUGAGACUUUUAUACGAAUGUUUUCUAAAAUCACAUAUUAACUAUAAACGCAGGUUCAUACUACAGGUUUAUCGGCUGCACGAUCCGCGUUUCAAGCUAUGUUUUCCGGAAAAUUGAUGAGCCCAGCUACUGUCAAUUUCGUGAUCCUGCGCCGCCGUGGGUUCUGGCUUAAAUGUGKUUGUACAGACCUAGCCUUUGUAUUGAGGAGAAAUCCAACGAUAUAUUUUGCUUCUAGACGUUGUAUCAACGUCACUGCCUCGUUGGGAUCGUCUAGAAAUUAUUACGAUAUACUGGGCGUUCCAAGAAAUGCCAACCAAAAGCAAAUCAAAGAUGCUUAUUACAAACUGGCAAUGAAACACCACCCCGAUAAAAAUCAAGGAAUACUCACAAAACAAUUUAGAGACAUUAAAGAGGCAUAUGAUAUAUUGAGCAACGAAUCUAGUCGGAAUAAUUACAAUAACAAUAUGGGUUCUUCAAACAAUAGUUAUAAUAGUAGUACAUCUAACAAUUGGACAUACAAUUCUCCUUAUGGCCGUUAUGACACAAAUCCUAAAUAUACAUACAAUAAUAAAAACUGGUCAAGAACUGAGUACAGCCAUCAAAGAACCAAACAUGCUGGGGGCUUUGAUCAACAUAAACCAUUUAAUGUGUUCAUAAAUGUGAUUUCAGUGCCCAAGAAUAUUAUAAAAACUCAAAUUGAUAUAAUGUUAUUGAGUUUUAUCAAAAACCGUACAUUAAAAUGGAUUUUGUUUCAACUAUUUCAAUAUAUAUGGACAUGGGGGUUAAAUAAUUUGAAUUAUAAUGUACUGAUAUCUUCAUCGACGCCGCAUAACAAUCCAUUUGUUGAAUUCAUCAAAAAUUUGCUUGAAAACCAUACAGUUAGAAUCGAACUAACAGAAAUAGAAGCGAUAAAAGGUAAAGCUGUUAGAGUGAAAGUAAAUGAAAAUGAAAAAGUUCUAGUGGUAAAUAUACCCCGAGGAGUACAGAGAGGACAAUCAUUCUACUUGUUUUACCUCAUUGAUGACAAUGAUAACACAACAUUUAAAAGCUGAAUUUUGUUAMAAUUUUUCUGUUUGUUAAUUUGGAUGAAUUAUAAUUUAUUUAUUUGCAGAAAUGUGUAUUAUGCAUACUUUUUAAAAUGAUACAAAUAUCAAUGUCAUUAGAACUAUUAUCAAAUAUAUGUGUUAACUUCUUUAGAUGGCGACAGUGGCUCCGAAGUCUUCAAAAUCUAGUAGGGCGAAAAUAUUUUAAAAGGUCCUAUCCUAAAUUUUCAAAAUAUGUCAGACCAUGGCUCAACCUUAACAUAGGAUUCAGUGCCACUUGAUGGCGAGGCUGUCUCAGAGCGCCCACCAUCAACCACCCAUAGCCAAAACUAAAAAAAUGCAAACACCAGAAAAUGGGUAAAGUUCGUCUAGACUGUUUGGGUGUUGAGGGUGACUCGGUAGGACGUGUCCCCCUCCAAUUUUUGGGGAUCUAAAAAUAUUGACCAUUUGUUUGGUGACUAUCCGAAUAAGGUAAGUUGCAAACCUGGGUKCUUUGGGUGCGGAAUGAAGAACACAUUUGAACCAAAGCCCAGAAUUUCGCUGAAACAAGACCAUUGUUCCUGAGUCACCUUAUAAGAAGAUCGGUCGAGUGAAUAAUUAAGAGAUGGAUGUGCUGCUAGACAUGGGCAGUAAUUACUCAUUCAUUAAAGCAAGUGUGGUAAUGAUUCCUUAACCGUGAGGCAUCCCCUCAUCUGCUUUACAGUAUCAGAAGUAUCACAGUAUUCCUUAUGUGAAUGCCAUUGGAGAAGCGGARACAGAUUUUGUGCUCAAUGGUGUUAAGCCUGGUAAUUGAUAAUGUAUAAUUUUGUCAAAGAUCAACUUCAAAACAAUUUAUCAUAAAUAUAAUACCAUCAACUGUGGUUGAAAAUAUUAAUAAAUAUUUUUUAUUUUUCUUMAGUACCAAAUCAGUCUUGUUAACAAAUAAUUUCAACUAUAAUCUGUUCAGAAUAAGAACGUACCGGUUUGACGCUUCGAAUGAAAUGCARAAUGACUUCCAGACCCCUAUCUGAGUAUAAUUGAGACGGCACGAUUGCCAAGUAAACAGGGCUUUUAGAGAAUAUUCAUAAUAGUGUUAACAGUCUUAGAGUUAAUCAACAUAUUCUAGCA
Molecule: messenger RNA, 2229 nt
Organism: Diuraphis noxia (Russian wheat aphid)
Lineage: Eukaryota; Metazoa; Arthropoda; Insecta; Hemiptera; Aphididae
Source: RefSeq, a predicted model, not a curated record